Molecule: messenger RNA, 2010 nt
Organism: Amaranthus tricolor (Joseph's coat)
Lineage: Eukaryota; Viridiplantae; Streptophyta; Magnoliopsida; Caryophyllales; Amaranthaceae
Exons: 3
Coding region: 1-2010 (669 amino acids)
Molecular function (GO): zinc ion binding
Source: RefSeq, a predicted model, not a curated record
AUGAGAAGAAAGGGAAUUAAGAAGACAGUUAUUAGAAAGUCUGUAAGAUUGAUGCAACAGAACAAGGAGGCUGCUGGUACAUCUGGUACAAAAUCAUUGGUCAGUGAGAGUGAUGAUGAAUCUUUCAAUCCAACCCUGUCAGACCAUAGUUCUGACAGUGAUACUGUGUCUUUGGUUGAUAGUGAUAAAGAGGCUGAGGUAGAGGAUGUUGAUGCAGAUUAUUUUGAUCCAUUUGAAGCACCAAUUUGGGAUGAUGACUGUGAUGACUUUGAUAAUUAUUUGAAUAAGUUGUAUAAGAAUGGGGAGUUGUACAAGGACAAAGGUUUUGGGAAUAUUGUCAUUAAGGAGUGGCAAUUGUUUACAGAUAAGCAACAUUUGAGGGAUGUGAUUAGGGAUUAUUGCAUACAAUGUGGUUUUUCAGUGAUUGUUGAUAAAGCAGAUAGACUUAGAUACACAAUUAGUUGUAGUGAAGCAAAAUGUCAGUGGCGGUUGCAUGCUUCUAGGCUGCCUGAUGGUGUCACUUGGGCUAUCAAGAGCAUUCAAAAUGCUGAACACACAUGCUUGGGAUAUGGUGUUGAGAUGCCACAACCAAGCUUGUAUAGGGUUAGGAAUAUGGCCUUGAGUAUCAUUCAUAGUGGGCAUGAUACAUCAUACAGUGCAUUGCCAUCUUACUGUGAUGUUAUCAAAUCAACAAACGAGGGUUCAUAUGCAAAUUGUGCUUGGUAUCCCCCUACACAUCCUGAUAGACCACUAGUGUUUAUGAGCAUUUUUGUAUCAUUCAAGGCAUCUCUGGAGGGCCUUUUUUCUGGUUGUAGAAGUGUUAUUGGAGUGGAUGGGGCUCAUUUAAAGGGUAAUUAUGGUGGGGUUUUGUUAUCUGCAAUUGCCCUUGAUGGCAACAAUGAAAUGUUUCCAGUGGCAUGGGGUAUUGUCUCAUGUGAGGAUGAAGAGAGUUGGAAGUUUUUCAUUUGGCAUCUUAAGCAUGUAUUAGAACCAAGUAAAAGAGGCGACAAUUGGUGCAUAAUAUCUGACAGACAGAAGGGAAUUGACAAGGCUCUCACUGAUUUGUGGCCUAAGGUGCAAAGAAGGUAUUGUUGCAGACACCUUAGUGCCAACUGGAAGAAGUCUUUUCAUGGGCCUAAGUUAUGGCAAUUGUAUUGGCUAGCAUGUGGGGCCUUCUCACCGUACACAUUUGCAAAGGCCAUGAAUGAGAUCGAAAAAAACAACCCUGCUGCAAGGAUAUGGCUUGCUAAUUUGGGUCCACAGGAGAGAUGGACAAAACAUAGGUUUGACCCUGAAUUGAAGUGUGAUGUUAACACCACAAAUUUUGUAGAAAGCUUCAAUGCCACCCUAGGAACUGAUAGGUGUAAGCCAGUGUUAAGUUUGUUAGAGGGAAUUAGGAGAGUAACAAUGGUUAGGUUAGCAACAAGGAGGAAAAAGUGUGAAGAAUGGGAGAGGCUGUGUCCAAAUAUUGCGAAGAGAGUUCAAGUAUUAUGCAAUGAGAGUAGGUCAUGCAGGGCUUUCAUGUCUAGUCCAGGGGAGUAUGAGGUGGUGGAGGGUAAAUCAAUUAUGGCUGUCAGUUUAAACCAACGCACAUGCCAUUGCAAUGUCUGGCAACUCACUGGGAUACCAUGUAGGCAUGCAAUGAGAGCGAUACUUCAUGAAGGUCUUGAUCCACAAUCCUUGGUUGAUGAUUGGUAUUCAGUAGAGAAAUAUAAGUUGACCUAUCAUCAGAGCAUUAAACCUAUCCCUGACCAGGGUAAGUGGCCACCAACUGAACACCCUGCUAUACUACCUCCUGUGCUGAAAAGAGGUGUUGGUAGGCCUUGUAGGAACCGAAAGAGAGGUGAUGAUGAAGAGAGGAAGGCAAAGAGGAGCAAGACAAUUAAAUGUGGGAAGUGUGGGGAUUUUGGUCACAACAAGUCCAGCUGCAAGGGAGGGCCAACAAAAAAACAGAAGGCAGCAGCAUCUUCUUCAACUUUGAAGUGCAAGGGAAAGAGCAAAGCAAAAUGA